CAUGAGAAUUGGGAGAAUGGACUGGCCAUGGAGCAACACACCUACUGUAUUGAUGGCAAAGAAGUCUCAAAACUUAUCUAAAAGAGAGAACUUCAGAUAUUUCUAAUCGGAAAUAACGAGCAAACAAGGAGCAAUGGCUGCUCCUCUCACUCUCCACCACCAUAUUAAACCUCCCUUAUCUUCAGAAAAUCCCCUCCUCACUAGAAACCCCACCUCCGCCUCUACUAUUGGUAUGAUCACAAGCAGCAUUGAUGACCCAAAUCAACCACAUCCAUGUAUUGUUUCGAUAGAAAAAUGCUCCAACAUGUCCCAGCUCAAGCAAAUCCAUGCUCAAAUGCUCAGGACAGGCCUCUUCUUCGACCCCUUCAUCGCCAGCAAAAUUGUGGCCUUUUGCUCUCUUCAAGACUCAGGAAGUCUCCAGUAUGCUCGUCUUGUCUUCUCUCAAAUCCCAAAUCCCACUUCCUACACUUGCAACUCUAUAAUUCGAGGCUGCACCGAUAAGAACUUGCAUCAAGAGGCACUUCUUUUCUAUCAAGAAAUGAUGGUUCAAGGCUUGAUACCGGAUAGAUACACCUUUCCCUCAUUGUUCAAGUCUUGCAGGAAUUCAUCCGAGGGAAAACAGAUACAUUGUCACUCUACGAAGCUUGGUUUUGCUUCAGAUACAUAUGCCCAAAACACCUUGAUGAAUAUGUAUUCGAACUGCGGUUGUUUGGUGUCAGCUAGAAAGGUGUUUGAUAAAAUGGAGGAUAAGACUGUAGUUUCUUGGGCAACCAUGAUCGGGGUCCAUGCACAGUGGGAUCAACCCAAUGAAGCUGUGAGGCUUUUCGAUAGAAUGAUGAAGAGUGAAAAUGUGAAGCCUAAUGAGGUUACCUUCGUUAAUGUCUUAACUGCAUGCGCAAGGGCGAGAGAUUUGGCAAUGGUGAAAAGGAUUCAUGAGUACAUUGAUGAGCAUGGUUUUGGGCGCCACGUUGUUCUCAACACGGUUCUUAUGGACGUUUACUGCAAGUGUGGAUGUGUACAACUAGCAAGAGAUUUAUUUGACAAGGCCCAGGAAAAAAACUUGUUUUCUUGGAAUAUCAUGAUAAACGGGCAUGUUGAAGAUAGUAAUUAUGAGGAGGCUUUACUGCUGUUUCGUGAGAUGCAAACCAAGGGUAUAAAAGGUGAUAAGGUGACCAUGGCGAGCCUGCUGCUCGCUUGCACUCAUCUGGGUGCUCUAGAGCUGGGAAAGUGGUUACAUGCCUACAUUAAGAAGCAGAGGAUUGACGUUGAUGUUGCUUUAGGAACAGCUCUUGUGGACAUGUAUGCCAAGUGUGGAAGCAUAGAAACUGCGAUACAAGUGUUUCAUGAGAUGCCUGAGAAAGAUGUAAUGACUUGGACAGCUUUGAUUCUAGGCCUUGCAAUGUGCGGGCAAGCGGAGAACGCUUUACAAUAUUUUGAUGAGAUGCAUAUCAGGGGAGUCAAGCCAGAUGCAAUCACAUUUGUCGGGGUUUUGGCUGCGUGUAGCCAUGCUGGGUUUGUUGAUGAAGGCAUUUCACAUUUUAACUCUAUGUCUGAUACCUAUGGCAUUCAGCCUACCAUCGAACACUAUGGUGGCUUAGUUGAUAUACUAGGCCGAGCUGGUCGCAUAGCUGAAGCAGAGGAAUUGAUAAAGAGCAUGCCAAUGGCACCUGAUCAAUUUGUUUUGGGCGGUCUUCUUGGUGCCUGCAGAAUCCAUGGAAACCUCGAGGCUGCAGAAAGAGCAGCUAAACAACUCUUGGAGAUUGACCCAUAUCAUUCGGGAACGUAUGUACUUCUGUCAAAUAUUUACAAAUCUUCGAAGAAAUGGGAGGAAGCAAAGAGAACCAGGGAAUUGAUGGCAGAAAGAGGCAUGAAAAAGCCUCCAGGUUGCAGCCAAAUCGAGGUUCAUGGAGUAGUCCAUGAAUUCGUGAAGGGGGAUUCAUCACACCGCCAAUCCUCGGAGAUUAACGAAAUGUUGGAGGACAUGAUUAGCAAACUAAAGAACGCUGGUUAUGUUCCUGACAAAUCAGAGGUGUUAUUUGACAUGGCUGAAGAGGAAAAGGAGACCGAGCUUAGCCUCCAUAGUGAGAAGUUGGCAAUUGCCUUUGGCCUCUUAAGUACAAGCGUCGGGGCUCCAAUUCGAGUUGUGAAAAACCUGCGUAUAUGCAGUGAUUGCCACAGUGCAACUAAGCUUAUCUCCAAACUAUACAAUAGGGAAAUAAUAGUGAGGGACAGGAACCGGUUUCACCAUUUUAAGGACGGAACCUGUUCGUGCAGGGGUUUCUGGUGAUAUUCAUGGUAAGCAUCAAGCAUUCUAUAGGGUUCUAAUAAUUUUCACUAUGGAGCACUAUGUCCACACAAAUGAAUAACUCUUUCAUUACUA
This is a messenger RNA of Populus nigra (black poplar), 2380 nucleotides long. Its product is annotated as pentatricopeptide repeat-containing protein At1g08070, chloroplastic-like. The transcript has a single exon. Gene Ontology annotation, molecular function: RNA binding; protein binding; zinc ion binding. Gene Ontology annotation, biological process: RNA modification. NCBI's taxonomy places the organism in Eukaryota, Viridiplantae, Streptophyta, Magnoliopsida, Malpighiales, Salicaceae. The record is from RefSeq and is a predicted model, not a curated record. The coding region runs from base 134 to 2287 and encodes 717 amino acids.